AAAAGAAGGAAGCCACCAUUUCCUCUCCCCAAAUAAAUCGUCUCCAAACCCUAAUCCUACACUCGAUUCCCUUCCGCCAUCCCCGCGGCUUCCGAACUCAACAGAUCGAACCUACCAUCUCCCAGAAUGACAACUAGGUUGAGGAAGAACCGCAAGAAGCGUGGUCACGUGAGCGCAGGCCACGGCCGUAUUGGCAAGCACCGAAAGCAUCCCGGAGGUCGCGGUAAUGCCGGAGGAAUGCACCACCACCGUAUCCUCUUCGACAAGUAUCAUCCUGGUUAUUUUGGUAAAGUCGGUAUGCGAUACUUCCACAAGCUCCGUAACAAGUUCUACUGCCCGAUUGUCAACGUCGAUAAGCUAUGGUCAAUGGUACCCCAGGAGGUCAAGGACAAGGCAUCCAAGGAUAAUGUGCCCAUGCUUGAUGUUACUCAGUUCGGGUACUUUAAGGUGUUGGGGAAGGGAGUCUUGCCGGAAAACAAGCCGAUCGUGGUGAAGGCCAAGCUCGUGUCCAAGAUUGCCGAGAAGAAGAUUAAGGAGAACGGCGGAGCUGUGGUGCUUGCUGCUUAGGUUCGGCGCCUUUUUUGGUUAGGUUUCGUAUUUCAGCUUUUUUUGAGUAUGUCAAGACAUUUUUCUUGUGAUAGCUGGCUAUUUAGGGAUCAGUUAUGGGAUAUUAUAUUUUUGGAUCUUUUUAUCAUGUUUUUUUAUGGCAGAGAUUGUGUUUUUGCUAAGUAUGUUCCGUGGAAUCUGAAAUGGGUGGAUUGUUGAUUGGUUUGUGCUUGAUCACAAAAAAUAGUUUCUCCAUUAUGUGGUUAA
This is a messenger RNA of Tripterygium wilfordii, 813 nucleotides long. Its product is annotated as 60S ribosomal protein L27a-3. The record is from RefSeq and is a predicted model, not a curated record. The transcript has a single exon. Bases 127 to 567 code for a protein of 146 amino acids. Gene Ontology annotation, cellular component: ribosome; cytosolic large ribosomal subunit. Gene Ontology annotation, biological process: translation. Lineage: Eukaryota; Viridiplantae; Streptophyta; Magnoliopsida; Celastrales; Celastraceae. Gene Ontology annotation, molecular function: structural constituent of ribosome.